GCAUAUUCCAUCAAAUUAUAGCAAGUAAGUAUUUCUGAAACAAAAUGAUGAACAACAUCGCCCCUGUCUCUUCUCCAAGAUUAGAAAUGCAAGACAACAAAAUUGGCGCAACGACGACAACAGGAGGAGGAGGAGGGGGGAAGAACACGAGCAUCCACGUGACGGCCCUGGACGGGAUCGUGAGCGUGAACUCGCUCUUCACGAUGGCGCUGUUCAUCGGGUUCUCCAUGACCGUCCCAGAGAACGCGACGGCGGUGGGCAGCGCGGCGUGCAUCACGAGCAGGGAGACGGUGAGGAGGCUGAUCGUGUUCGAAGUGGCGUCGUUCAGCUUCUUCCUGUUCUCGUCGCUCGUGGCGCAGAGCCUGAAGCUGCAGAUCAACCUGCGAAACAGCAUGGACCCCACCGACCCGCACCGGGCCAGCAUCAACGUGGACCACCUCAAGUACUGCCUCUCCGCCUCCGCGGUCGGGUCGGUCCUCGGGUGCACCUUCCUGACGCUGUCGAUCGUGGACUUCAUAAGGGUGAAGCUGGGGUCGCUGUCGUGCGGAGGGAGGCCGGUGCAGGCGGUGGUGGUGCUGGUGGUGUUUGUGGGGUCGGGGCUGCUGAUUUAUGUCGUCACUGCUGCACGUGCUCUCUUUUUUGUGCAGACUCAACCACCUGCGCCUCGCAACUAAAUUCGUAUUCAUGAUGACACUAUACUUUAUAAUCUAAUUAUUCUGUUUUAUUCUUAUAAAUUUUAAAUUAGAGGAGGAGACCAAUAUCUUCGACAAUCUCCAAAUAUAGGUAGAGGAUUGAUUUUGAGUUUUAAUUUCAUGUUUCUCUUUUGUGCCUUGUGAUUAUUAUUUGUUUUGGAAAUAAUGGGCAGUAGCCAUUUGUGAAA
Molecule: messenger RNA, 880 nt
Organism: Salvia splendens (bonfire salvia)
Lineage: Eukaryota; Viridiplantae; Streptophyta; Magnoliopsida; Lamiales; Lamiaceae
Exons: 2
Coding region: 45-674 (209 amino acids)
Source: RefSeq, a predicted model, not a curated record